AGUACGUUGAUGUUUGGUUAAAAAAAGUCCCCCCUCAAGCUAGGCUGGUUGUACGUGUGUGAUCGCGCAGCUCCAAGGCGAGGCUGCGAGAAACGUCACCAGCAUCUCGGCCAGCUGCCGCCGCGGCCGCCACUUUCACCCAUGGACGGCCCGCCGGUGGUUACGGCCACUCAGACGACAGUUACCGGGAAAGGUGACGGGGCCGAGGGGCAGAUCAACCCCGACUACACGGCCUUCGUGCUGGUGCCAAUAUUCUUUCUCCUGGGGCUGCUUGGGGUGGUCAUCUGCCACGUGCUCAAGAGGAAGGGAUACCGGUGUACCACCACAGAGGUGCCGGAUGAGGAAGAAGUGGAGGAGCCAUGUGAAGCAGAGGGAAAGGAUCCGGAACUGGGCGGAGAGUUAAAUGACUCCUACAGUGACAACAAUGACACAGUGGGACAGAUUGUCCACUUCAUCAUGAAAAAUGAAGCCAACUCGGAUGCGCUAAAAGCCAUGAUUCAUGACACCAGCAUUGAUUCCGACGGUGCGCCCAUCACUCCCACUUCCCCCUUUACGCCCUCCCCUCCCAUGACCCCCAUUUCCCCGGGAGCGCCCCCUGGCGCGGCCAAGCACACCUGCAACCAUCUGCACACCAUCGGUGGCAUCGGCGGCCACAAGAACAUCUGCACGCGCUGCACCCAGAAGAAGUGGCCGCUCAUGAGCAAGCCGGCGGCCCGCAAGGUGGAGCAGCGCCGCAACCACCACGGAGAGGUCACGGUGUUGUCCGUGGGCAGGUUCCGUGUCACAAAGUGUGACAAACCUGCCCGGGAACGGCGGGUUCUAAUCGUGGCAGAUUCCAACGGGAGUGUCCCAUCCGAGGAUGCUGUGUCAAAUAGCCGGACAGUGUCCGAGUCCCAGGAGGAGGAGAAAGACAGCCUGGAUAAGGAAAAAUGAGAGAAAUCCAGGUAAUUACUUAACUGCAGCGCCGACUUCACACAUACUCUCCCUCCGGUGAUUCAUUGAUAUUUUUCUUUGAUACUCCUUCUUUCUCCAGCUUUCCCCCCCCCCCCGGAGACGAGACACUUUUAAAGCCUCCCGACGCGAACGUCGACACAUAAGAGCAAUAUCAGUACGUGCACCACCCUCCCCACCACUCCCCCCCCCCUAGCCCGUACGCUCCCCAACGGGACCAGUGACGCGCCAGUCACAUGAGCCUCUUCUUAUUUUCCAGCUCGGAAGGAGAAACGCAAAUGUUUCUUUCUGAUUUAACGUCUCCCCGCCAUAGACGUGCGACAGCGCACAAACAUGGUGCCGGAAGCAAACGCGCGUGCCAACAUCUUUACUUGUUUGAAUCGGUACGACCUGUCAGAUGGGAACAGGGAGUAGGGAUGAGAUGCUGCCGUGGCCGCAGGAAGUUGUCAUCACGUGUGCCAGCCAGGAAUAUAUCAAUUAGUGCAAGUGUAUCAUUGACGAAGCUUCACUAGCUUCUAUGUGCCAGUGAAAUUAAAAAAAAAAAAAAAAUGUUACAUAAGGUCAGCCGACGUAAAGGCUCCAUUUUACUGUUGUUAUACGCCAUUCAUUUUAUUUGUAUUUUCUCCAUUUUCUUCCACAGCAUACGGAGAAUGCACUUGCCCCGCCCCCUUUUUUUUUCCUUGAGAUUUUAUUCUUAUUAUGAGUAUGAGCUACCUUCCUACUCAUCGGCCUGAAGGGUUGAUUGUUGUGUUGGGACGUUCAUAUGUGCUAAAAAGUAGUCCAUUUUUUUUUUUCCUUCCUAUCUUCGCUUUGACUUUUAUAUACGAUCGAGCCGAGUGUUUGAAGGUUUGAAGUGAUAUAAAAGCAAGAGAGCGUUGACGUCAGUUACCUUAAGUGUCUACCUCUUUUCACAUUCUUUCGGGGUUAUUCACCUUUCAAAGACAUUUUUUAAAAAAAUGUUUAUAGCUUCAUCGUCAAUAUCAUCACAUCAGUUUUUUUUGUAUGUAUUACAUAUGUUUUUAUUGUUUUAUUUCUGCUGUGUUUUUUAUUUAAUGACAAAAACAAAAUAUGGAAAUAAAGAGAAAUGUAUAAAGA
Messenger RNA from Hippocampus zosterae (dwarf seahorse), 2046 nucleotides. Its product is annotated as RELT-like protein 1. Gene Ontology annotation, biological process: positive regulation of p38MAPK cascade. The record is from RefSeq and is a predicted model, not a curated record. Bases 142 to 933 code for a protein of 263 amino acids. Gene Ontology annotation, cellular component: plasma membrane. The transcript has 7 exons. NCBI's taxonomy places the organism in Eukaryota, Metazoa, Chordata, Actinopteri, Syngnathiformes, Syngnathidae.